Molecule: messenger RNA, 1764 nt
Organism: Saxophila tyrrhenica
Lineage: Eukaryota; Fungi; Ascomycota; Dothideomycetes; Mycosphaerellales; Extremaceae
Gene: DCW1
Product: hydrolase 76 protein
Exons: 2
Coding region: 1-1764 (587 amino acids)
Biological process (GO): fungal-type cell wall biogenesis; carbohydrate catabolic process
Molecular function (GO): mannan endo-1,6-alpha-mannosidase activity
Source: RefSeq, a predicted model, not a curated record
AUGCGACCAUCGACACUCGAGGGCGUAGCCGCCACUCUGGCUCUCGCAACCACCGCCAACGCUCUGCAGGUCGAUGUGAACAACGUGCAGUCCAUCAGCACCGCCGCAAAGACAAUCGCUUCCAACAUCAUCUCCUACUACGAAGGCAAUAGCACUGCUUCGAUUCCUGGCCUGUUUCCGCAACCGUACUACUUCUGGGAGGGAGGUCUGGCUUGGGAUUCAUUGAUCAACUACUGGGCUAAGACUGGCGACGACACCUACAAUGAUCGCAUCGCUCAGGCCAUGCUGUGGCAGGUUGGAAGUGACGACAACUACAUGCCCGCAAACCAGACCAAAUCGCUUGGGAACGACGACCAAAGCUUCUGGGCUCUCGCGGCCAUGACGGCGGCAGAGAACGAUUUCCCAGCUCCAAAAGCCAGUCUGGUGCCCGGCAACGGCGACGUUCAAUCGUGGGUCCAGCUGGCGCAAAACGUAUUCGACACUCAAGUACCUCGAUGGGACGCCGAGACCUGCGGCGGUGGACUGAGGUGGCAAAUCUAUUCCUUCAACAACGGAUACGACUACAAGAACACCGCGAGCAAUGGCAACUUCAUGCAACUUGCUGCUCGUCUGGCCAAGUACACGGGCAACUCCACAUACAGCGACUGGGCAACAAAAGCUGCCAAGUGGACUUUUGAUGUCGGUCUCAUUGCAAACGAAAGCUACUAUGUCUACGACGGCGCCACAACGUCUGAUGAUUGCAAGGACCCAAAUAAAGUCCCGUGGACUGGGAGCGCCGGGACGUACCUCAGCGCAUACUCGUACCUAUCGAACGUCGAGUCUAGCUCACCCUACACCUCGAAGAUCCUAGACAGUGCAUUGAAGAUCUUCACCGACGACAACGACAUCCUGGAGGAAACUGCUUGCAUGAGUUCAGGGACUUGUAACACCGAUCAGUAUGCCUUCCGGGCCAUUUUCGCGCGUGCGCUUGCGAACUUGAAGUACGUCGACAGUGGAGAUAACAUCGACACCGACGCCAUUGAUGCCGUCUUGAAGGCGUCUGCUGAAGGAGCAGCGGCUCAGUGCACGGGUGGCCCGAGUGGGAAGUAUUGUGGGACUGACUGGAGCGCGAAAUUUGAUGGCACGACUGGACUGGGUCAGGAGUUGGGUGCGCUGGAGAUUCUGCUGGCCAACAUUCCGAGCAAUGGGACGCAGACUGCGUCUGGUAGUACUUCGUCAACGAAUUCUACGGGUACGACUCCUGGAGCACCGUCUGGCACUUCGCAAGGUGCAGUGGCAACUGGAGAGGCGCGUCUUGUGUCUGCGUCCACUAUUGGAUUGCUUGCAGCUCUGGCCAUGGCUGUUUUACUCACUACACAUCUCGUUGUCUCGCAAGCACUUGACAUGGUCGCCGGACCCUCAACACCUCGUCCAUUGAUGGCCUCCACCCGCCGCUGCCCCAUCUGCCUCGACACCAUCACCAACCCCGAAAGCACCCUCUGCGGCCACGUCUUCUGCGCCGAAUGUCUCGACACCUUCCUGGAACCCUCCACCAACCCCUGCUGUCCCAUCUGUCGCCGACUAACAGAUGCCGCCGAGCUAGAAGACCCCGACCAAGCCAUCGCCGCCACCCUCGCCACCUACGAACUCGAGCCCAACCGGACCACCGAGCUCGAAUGCGUGGACCGAGUGAUCGCAACGAGCCUGGCAAAUUACGAUGAUGAGGUCCGGAGCGAGUUCAGAACUGUCGUCAGGAACGCCAGAGCUGAUUUGUGGAUCGUGUAG